CUCUACUUGUACAUAUACUUUCGCAAGAGGCAAUGCAUGUAUCGUCAAUUAUCGUGCGUUCAAAAUAUCCAUCUUACCUCCAUUUCGAAAGGAACUCUGCAAAAAAUAAGUAAAUUCAAAGGGAUUGGAGCGGAGAGAUAGAGAACCAGCCCAUUUUGUGAGAAUGAAAUUUAAAGAACACACAGUGUCGCAGGUCGCAGGUCGCAGGUCGCCGUCCUUUUAGCUCGCCUAUUUUUUGCAGUAGAAAAAUAAAGUAGUCUACGAGUGCACUUACGAGACGAUCAAGGCUCGUCGUAAUGUGAGAGAUCGAUAGCAGGCCGGAUAAGGAUAGGAUUCUUACCAGUUACGGGGUACAGGCACGUGUGAUAUCUUACUAUCUAAAAAAAGUCUAUCGAGAUAAUUGCUGCGCAAAGGCGAAUCUUAAUGUUCACCGCUGUCUACUCUCAAUAAAGUGGCUGUCAUUCAAUAAACAUUUGCCUUUUCAUUUUAGACCUUACAGACCUGUAUAACGCGCCCUUCCUGAUGAGAUAAUCUGUCCAAAAUUGUUUGGCCUUUAAAAUGAGACAACCCGAGCACGAUUAUGGCAAAGGUCUUGCGAAAAUGUGCCAAAACAGGAAAAAGCACGAGGGAACAAUUGGAAAUGCUCGAUAAAUCGGAACUGAUCGAUAAGAUAUUGCAAUUGGAAGCUCGUAACGAGCAACUGAGACUAUUGAUUACGAAAGGUACGGAUGUUGAAUCGAGGAAAGAAGGGACACCAGGGAAAGUGAGAAAAUCGUUUGAUUUUUCACGAUAUCACAAGAGGCAUAUUCUUCUAAAGUUUUAUUAUCUUGGUUGGGACUAUCAUGGUUUUGCUGUGCAAGAAGAUACCAACGAAACUAUCGAGCAUCAUCUAUUUGCAGCUCUAUCGAAAAGUUGCUGCAUAGAAUCUCGUGAGAGUGCAAAUUAUCAUCGUUGUGGACGAACCGAUAAAGGUGUUAGCUCGUUCUCCCAGGUGAUCUCGUUGGAUGUUCGCAGUAGAUUGGAGCCGGAGAAUCAGGGCAAUUUGUCAGAUGAGUUGCCCUAUUGUAAAAUACUGAACCGAUUGCUGCCAAUGAAUAUAAGAUGUAUAGCGUGGUGUCCAGUUUCAUCCAAUUUCUCUGCGAGAUUUGAUUGCAAAUAUAGAAGAUAUAGGUAUUUCUUUCCAAGAGGCAAUUUGGAUAUAGUUGCCAUGGAUAAAGCUGUCAAAUAUGCUAUAGGGGAUCAUGAUUUCCGUAAUAUAUGUAAAAUGGACGUAGCCAAUGGUGUGGUUAAUUUUAAAAGAACUGUAAUUGAUGCACAAGUGACACUUGUUAACGAUCAGAAUGUGGAAAAAUCUACAGGUUAUGAUAUGUGUGAAUUAGAAAUCACAAGUCAAGCUUUUCUCUGGCAUCAGAUUCGUUGUUUAAUGGGCAUUCUGUUGUUAAUUGGACGGAGAAAAGAAGAGCCUGAAAUAAUCUUGAGACUUCUAGAUAUUGAGACUUGUCCACAAAAGCCACAAUACAACAUGGCUCAUCAGAUUCCAUUGAAUCUUUGGUAUUGUGAUUAUGAAAAUGUGAAAUGGUUUAUUGAUGAAAACGAAUUAUUAAAUACUAUCAAAAUAUUACAACAGGAUUGGGCGAUCAAUAUUAUAAAAUCUACAAUGAUUAAGAAUAUGUUGAUGGAACUAGAGAAUUUGGUUAACUGUGUAAAUAUCGAUUUUCAAAGCGAUUGCCUGCUUCUUGGAGUACAAUCAAAAAUAUAUCAACCAUUGAUGAAACGAGAAAUGUGUGAAAGUUUAGAAAAUAAAAUCAAACAUUACGAGAAGAAACGAAAAUUUGAGGUCACACAUUCCGAGGUUACGUAGCAUAUCCCUAUGCUAAUCACAGAACUUGUGUAAUAUAUUACACACGUACUAACAGCUUUAAAUACACAUGUUUUUUUCUUACUGUAAAUAUUACGUACGGCAAUUUUCACUAUACGCGAGAGGGCCUUGUCCAGCCUUAUUGUUCGUCAAAUUUUGAUAGCAAUGAAGAAUUCUCCAAAAACAUUAAAUUUUAUGGGAACACACAGCGUUGCCUAAAUUAACGUCGAUAGGCCUGUAGCAAUACACGCGAAGCGACGGACAGAUCUUUUACAGAUUCUAAUUUUAUGAUCUAUGAAAAUCAAGAUAGAUUGUUAAAUGCGAUAGGAUUUUAUUUUGUGCACAAUUUAUUAGUAUUUCUGAAUAUUCAUAUAUUAUUGUAACUUUGUCUAAUCUUGGAAAAUCUAACAGCAGUUUAUACUAUAAA
Molecule: messenger RNA, 2285 nt
Organism: Pogonomyrmex barbatus (red harvester ant)
Lineage: Eukaryota; Metazoa; Arthropoda; Insecta; Hymenoptera; Formicidae
Product: tRNA pseudouridine(38/39) synthase
Biological process (GO): mRNA pseudouridine synthesis; tRNA pseudouridine synthesis
Cellular component (GO): cytoplasm; nucleus
Molecular function (GO): pseudouridine synthase activity; RNA binding
Source: RefSeq, a predicted model, not a curated record